AAAUUUCAGCGCGGAACAAGCGAUUGACCAACAAAGAACCCGGCCAUCACCGCCCAUCACAAUUUGCGCCUCGAGACUUGAAAUACCAAACAAGAUACAAAGAUGAGACUGGCAAUGUUGAUGAUGUUUGUGUGGUUGGCUUCCCUCCUCUGUCGAGUGGAAGCGUUGGUCUUUGUGACUGCAAAAAUCAACCCUGUUGCAGCCAUCAAAGCCGUUAAUCCUAUCAAUGUUUUCUCCUCACGGGUCCCACAUGAUACCAAUGCGUUCUCCACCGCUCUCAAUGCCCGAGAGAAGCAUGUCAAGAUGGCUGCAAGGUUGCUCGAUUCAAGCUCGUUCGGCCACAGCGAUGAUACUAUUCAAAGUCAUCGAGACGAAAUUGUGGAUCUUGUCUACCUGCGAUCAUUGCAGCGAAUGAAUGGCUUUGGGGUUGAACCGACGGAAUAACACCACAUUCGAGACAUUCACUGAUCUGCCAUGCUGCCUGGAAUUGGCAGGCUUCUCUACCAUCCAGCCAGCCCUCGUUCCCAAGUUCUGCUGUCAAUGUACCCUACGGUAACCUGAAAGGCAACACUGUCUCAUUGCAAGAGUUUCCAUGACAACACACCAGCGAGAAGAGCUGUUCCAAUACAUACUGACCAAAUCCAUCAAUCUGCAUAGUCUAGAAUAUCUUUACUUAAUAUAGAUACAUUCAUUUCUUUACGCCC
This is a messenger RNA of Seminavis robusta, 704 nucleotides long. Lineage: Eukaryota; Bacillariophyta; Bacillariophyceae; Naviculales; Naviculaceae. The record is from the annotation of a GenBank genome assembly.